Phoenix dactylifera (date palm) is the source of this 1412-nucleotide messenger RNA. The record is from RefSeq and is a predicted model, not a curated record. NCBI's taxonomy places the organism in Eukaryota, Viridiplantae, Streptophyta, Magnoliopsida, Arecales, Arecaceae.
AUGGUCACCCGGAGCGCGAGGGAAGAGACCCAAGAGAUACCACGAAUAUAUAUACCCACCCUAAACCCCGACCAUUUCUCGCACAUUAUUUCUCUCUCUCUCGCUCUCUUCUCUCUCGGCUCCAUCUCACUCGUUUCGUCUCCGAGAUCACCAUGGAUCAAGAUCGGAAUCAAUGGAUUUGGAAGGAUCGGGCGAUUGGUGGCCAAAGUGGCUCUCCAGAGCAACGACGUCGAGCUCGUCGCCGUCAACGAUCCCUUCAUCACCACCGACUACAUGUUGUCCUGCAUCAAAUAUGUAACACUGGUGAAGGUAGAAGGUAAACAAAAUGUUGAUGUCCAGCUUCUGAAGAAGGAAAUGUGCAGACAUGUAGUGAUGCAGAAAUUGCUGAAUCCCAGGAAUGCUUUUUCCCUCUCUGCAUGUUAGCCAUGAUUUUAAGAAUUCUAAUACCUUGUUUUAGCUUGGGCUAUUUCCGCUUUCUUUUUAUAUUUGAUUCCCACCGAACAACUGCAGAUUGUUUACAAACAUAGCUUUGCACACUUUGUAACCUCAGAGAAUCAUAACUCCUCUCCGAUGUUUGAAUUAAAUAAUAAACUUGUAAUUGACUAGAUGUCGACAACCUACAGAAAUACCCAUUUUUGCAAAUUAGCUAACAGACUGUGGUCCGCUGUCACUAUAGUACUGCCUGGUGGUUUCACGUGAGAAUUCUGCAAGUGUCAUCCCAUCUCUCAAUCGAGAGGAUAGUGGACUUUUUUGAAGAUUUCUUGCAUUAGCUCAAGAAGUUCCUGAGUUUCAGUGAUGAAGGAGCUCAGUGAAGCACUUGUUUUUUUGGUCACAAGACCCAGAUGUCUCGAAGCUUGACAACAACUUCCUACUUGUUUCAGAAUCUAAAAGGUAUGCAGGAUAAGAGAGAGUUUUGUUCCAAGCUGGCUGCAAGAAGAUGGCGAAUAUCUAUCAGCUUAAUUCCUCUAUUUCAACAGGUCAGCCAACAGAAUAAGUGUAAUGCAAAGCUUACCACAUGACAAGAUAUCAGCUGCUUCCCCUACCUGAAUGAAGAAGCUUUCAGGUGGGGAUUUCACCACAAAGAGAUUAUUCUUUUUAGUGUCAAACAGUUGCAGAUAUGUAUGCCCAUCUGGAGAAGAGCACUCUGGACUGUUAGAGAAGAACAAACAUCUGUUUGGCAAGGAAUGUAAAUAAUGGUGUUGUUAGAAUAGUGAAGAUUCCAUAGUCAUAAUGCCAUUGCUUCCAUAAACAGGAUAAAAAAUUUCUGCAGAACCUAUCUUCAAUCAAGCUGUUCUCUAUAAGCAACUCAUCCAAGGGCUCCUUUUCUGACAUAGGAAAAAUGCUUCCUGACAUAGUAGAUUCAUGAAAAUUUGAAGGAUAAAUUUUAAUUGAAUGCACUUUCUUUAUAGAUC